AUGACUCGACCUGACUUUGUGGCCCCCCCUGAACCAAAAGAUCCAUAUCCAGUGGUAGAAACCGGCUGUAUCAUCGCCGGUUUCGGAAGAGGGUCCUCGGAAUUAGGAAUCCCAACAGCAAAUGUGCCUGUAACCCAAAGUCUUGAUAAAUUACCCCAAGGAGUUUAUUAUGGCUUCUCUCGAUUAAUCACAAGUAGCAGCAAUGGAGAUAAUGAUGGUGAUGAUGAGAAGAGUAAGUUCAAUUACGGAGUUAACUUGACUGAUGACGAAAAGAAAGUGCUCCCUAUGGUGAUGUCAAUUGGGUGGAAUCCAUUCUAUAAGAAUGAACAGAAGGCAGCAGAGAUUCAUAUUAUUAAUAAGUUUACUGACUCCUUUUAUGGAGCUCAAAUAAAAUUUGUUGUAUUGGGUUACAUCAGACCGGAAUUGGAUUAUACUACUGUGGAGGCAUUGAUAGCAGAUAUCAAUAUAGAUAUCGAACAAGCGUUACAGACAUUACAUUUGCCUGAGUAUAACAAAUAUCAAAGAUUAGUUGAAUAA
Lizanozyma spartinae is the source of this 537-nucleotide messenger RNA. RefSeq names its product riboflavin kinase (gene FMN1). Bases 1 to 537 code for a protein of 178 amino acids. Gene Ontology annotation, cellular component: mitochondrion. The record is from RefSeq and is a predicted model, not a curated record. Gene Ontology annotation, biological process: riboflavin biosynthetic process; FMN biosynthetic process. Gene Ontology annotation, molecular function: riboflavin kinase activity. Lineage: Eukaryota; Fungi; Ascomycota; Pichiomycetes; Serinales; Debaryomycetaceae. The transcript has a single exon.